Molecule: messenger RNA, 1249 nt
Organism: Verruconis gallopava
Lineage: Eukaryota; Fungi; Ascomycota; Dothideomycetes; Venturiales; Sympoventuriaceae
Exons: 1
Coding region: 207-1136 (309 amino acids)
Source: RefSeq, a predicted model, not a curated record
CACAGAGACAUGUCCGUAAACGUUCGUGGCAUCGAGCCGAGUCUUGUGUGGAAUACUCGAGAGGGCGCAAAUCACGAUAUAACGACCUCUUCCAUCCAAGCUUUGAUCAAGUUCACAGCACCCCACCAACACAGCGAAACAGCCAUCCCACGCACCUCUCGUAUACACUCGUAAUUGCAACAUCAACACUUGGAAAUCCAACAUCCAUGUCGGCACAGGCUCGAAAGGAGAACGAAGCCCUUGACUUGACCGGCAAGACCGCCGUCGUCGCCGGGGGGUCGCAGGGCAUUGGAGCUGGCGUUGCGGUUCGCUUCGCUCAAGCUGGCGCUAAUGUCAUUCUGGUUGGACGAAGCCGCGACCGACUCGAGAAGACCAUCUCAGACGCCCGCAGGGCCGCAAGGUCUGCAGAUCAAAAGCUUGAAUACAUCUCCGCAGACCUCAGCCUUGUCUCUGGUGUUCGGGCUGCUGCAGAGGAGAUCAAAUCGAAGAGCGAUGGUUCGGUCGACUUUCUUGUCCAAACCCAGGGAGGCACCCCCAACGGCAUCUUUGAACUCACGGCCGAGGGGAUCGAGUCGCACUUCGCAGUCCAGGUUCUGAGUCGAUUCCUUCUGAACUACUUGCUAGCAUCGUCCGGGGUUCUCAAGUCGAGUUCGGUGAAUAUAAUGGCACCAGGAGGUAGCCAAACCGAGUUCAACCUCGUCGACCUCGAGCUGGCCAGUUUUAAGGAGUCGAAUCGUUAUGUACAGCUGGGCAAGCAUAUCGGCCGUGACGGCGUAAUCACGGAUGCGUACACAAAAGCUCUGCAGUCGCGCUUCCCGCAAAUCAGCUUUUUUCACAUAUCGCCAGGCCUGGUACAGACAGACGUCAUGACGAACCAGAACGUCCCUUUCCCGCUCAAACAAAUUGCUACUUACAUCCUCUUCCCCAUCGCAUCCAGGACGUUUGGCUAUACCGUUCAGAGCUACGCCGACCUGCCGGUAUUCUUAGCUGCGAACCCAGCGGCGGAGAAAAUAAUCAAGAGCGAAGGUUUUUUCUUGACGGACAAGAACAAAAAGGUGUCUGUAAGUCCGUAUGCAUUGGACAAAAAGAAUCAGACGGCUGUCUUUGAGAAGCUCCUUUCAUAUCUACCGAAAUGAUAUGUUUCUGCUUUGUUAAAAUGAAAAGUUCUCCAAUUUCCACCAGGUAGCCAUGCAUAGUAAUUGAUGUAAUCGUAGUAUUUAAUCAAAGUGCCACCUUUAGGCUUUACCAA